This is a messenger RNA of Aspergillus steynii IBT 23096, 1311 nucleotides long. RefSeq lists its product as uncharacterized. The record is from RefSeq and is a predicted model, not a curated record. NCBI's taxonomy places the organism in Eukaryota, Fungi, Ascomycota, Eurotiomycetes, Eurotiales, Aspergillaceae. Gene Ontology annotation, molecular function: protein binding. Bases 84 to 1277 code for a protein of 397 amino acids. The transcript has a single exon.
ACAUCUACCUCCCUAAAUCCCGCUCGCUAUACUUCAAGAUCUUCGAAUUGCGGACCCACGAAGCCUCUGAAGCUCUGUCACGGAUGCGGUCCUUUUUUAAAAGGCCCUCUUGGGCCAACACCGGUGAUGGUGAAACGCCGCAUGAAUUUUAUCGCAGAGCUGAUCAAACAUAUGAAGACAUUGUGGCCGCCAGCCGGGAGGCUCGGAUUCGGUCUAUCAAUCUUGAUUGUGCCUCUUCCCCGCAAGAUAGAAAGGCAAGUAGGAGCCAGUACAUGUCUGAUAAUGAUCAUCCUGGAGAUGUGGCGUUUUCGAUCUCACCUGAAAACAACCAAGUCGCAAACCGCCAAGUCAAUGAGCCUAUUCCCGGAGUUACCAGCCAAAGCGAAUCCAGUGAGGACAAAGCCCGUAGAAGCUCCUCAAUCAAGGUACCCAGACCAAGUGAUAUGCGCGUGACCGCCAUUUUGUCAACAGAGACUGCGAAGACACCCCGAAAUCAAACGCCACCUCAAGGUCCUUGUGCCGUGGACACUCCCGUUCGAUCACCAAGCAACACCUGGCAGGAUGAAUCGCUCGCAAGACAUACUCAUGAACAUGAGCAGGACAGUGAAGAUGAUUGUUCUCCCCAAUUUGAUAUCAACACCGGCCAGCGCCACGAGGAUUCGACAGUCCAAAUUCUCGUAUCCUCAAACAUCGCAAAUACAAAGUCGCUUGUCAUCAAACGAAAGAUGCACCAGCCGUUAAAAGAUGUCCGUCUAGCAUGGUGCGAACACCAGAAUCUACCACAAGAACUUUAUCGCUUUGUGCUUUUGACAUGGAAAGGCCGAAGACUAUUCGAUGUUACAACGUGCAAAAGCCUAGGGCGUCAUGCAAAUACGGAUCUUCGAACCUCCACAUUCCGCGACGCUCAUUUGGAUGAUUGUGGCGGCAUCUAUAUCCAUAUGGAAGCCGUCAUGGACGAUCGAGUCUCCAAUGAUUCGUUAGCAUCACUUAGGCUUUUACCAGGACAGCAUCUGAAGGACCCUCCGAAUCUUGACGAUACGAUUGAGUGUCGUUCAUUUAAACUUGUCCUCAAGUGUCCUGGUUAUGCAAAUUACCAAAUUUAUGCUAGUCCACAGACGCCGAUAUCUCAGUUGGUAGCAGCCUACCGUGACACACACGCAAUUCGUGCAGAGCAGAAUGUAUAUCUCAUCUUUGACGGUGAUUGCCUAGACCCCCAUUCCUGCGCUGCAGACCAUGAUAUGACAGACGAUGACUUGGUGGAUGUUAUCAUCAAAUAAAUCAUUUCUAUGAAGCAAACAUGCGCCUACUUUC